This is a messenger RNA of Cloeon dipterum, 1571 nucleotides long. RefSeq lists its product as uncharacterized. The record is from RefSeq and is a predicted model, not a curated record. Lineage: Eukaryota; Metazoa; Arthropoda; Insecta; Ephemeroptera; Baetidae. The coding region runs from base 148 to 876 and encodes 242 amino acids. The transcript has 6 exons.
GUUGGUUCGGUUCGAGUUCAGUUGGACGCAAUCGCCGCUCGAGCGAGGCCGCAAGCAGCAAGCAGCUCUGACAGACAAACCAGCCGGCUCUCGAAACAGGUGGUUUUUGCGUUCACCCGAAAAGAAGAAAUCAUUUAUUUCGACAAGAUGCGAAAGUCCGAAAACGUGUUCGUCCGACUCUUCCUGAUGGCCUGCGCCUUCCGGCUCACUCUGGCUCGAUCGGCACGUUGGUCGGGGAACGCCGCCUUCUCGGACGAGUGCCGGCAGGAGGCGAUGCUCAAGUGCUCGGCCAUCAGCGGUUCCAGUGAUCUCAACUUUAUCACAAACAAGCAGGAACUCGACCUCCAGUGCCCACAACUGAUUGCCGGCCUCAAGUGCAUCGACAACUUCACCCUGAACUGUAUGACACCUCAGGAACGCCAAUAUUUCAUUCAGCUAUACGCAGGCACAAACGCAGUCAUCCAGGACCUUUGCGUCGAAGGAAGUUACCAAAAAGAGUUUUUGAGACACGCACCCUGCAUACGUGACGUUCGAUCUGAUUUCGGCGUUUGCGCCCGCGACUACGAGGAAAAAUUGCAGAGAAUCAACGCUCAGGCCGAAAACCUCAUGUCCUCUUCAAACAACGAGGCGCAAAUGAAAGCACUCUGCUGUUCCUUCCAAACGUAUGUGGGCUGUUCGCAAGACGUCGUUUCCACCAAGUGCGGCGCCGAGUCGGCAAACUUCACUCACCACAUUUUCAACCGCAUGGGCAACCCUUUUCUUGAUAAAUACUGCAAAAAGUACUCGAACGACUGUCCAACGAGCUCUGGGUGGGUGUCCCGCGUGAGCCAGUGGCUGCUGGCCUCGAGUUUCGUGCUGGUGGCGCUGAGCAGUUGAAAUUUGCGUGCGGCGUGAAAAGAGUGCCUUUUCGGAGGGCCGUUGGUCGCCUCUCUACCAGCCGCCAGCUCAAUCGCACGCAGUCGUCCAAAUGGAGAGGCGCGCCGGCCGGACAAGAGAAAGAAAGAAGGAAGGAAGGAAAGCUCCGAGCUGCAUUAUUCGCGUUUCCUCAGUGUGAAUGUGAUAUAGGUUCCUCUUAGAAUACAAUUUUGUCCACGACCGAGAGCAGGAGGAGAAGAAAAAUUAAUUAAUUAUGCCGCAAAACAAUUCAAUAUUUUAUGUAAUAUUUAUUGAUUUUAGCGUAAUACCUCUUUUUCAAGUUAGUACGUGUCUCAUGCUAUUAACUAAUGCAAAGUCUGAUUAGUUGUAUCUCAUAUAUGUAUACAUAUUAUUUCAUUUUUGUCCAGGCCAGCGAACCGUGAAAGUAUUUCUCGAAAAGUGUGAAUUUAUUUUGUCCGAACUCUACUCCAGGAAAAAGCAAUUGAUUAAUAUUAUAUUUAUUGUGCAAGUAGCUGCUACUUUCAUUGCUCACGCAUCACAAACACACAUGCAAAAAGAUGAAUAGGCGUCGUUGUGUUGUUGUAGAUCGAUAUUAUUCUCGAAAUUGCUGCUGUAUGAACAUGUGUGCAGCACUGCAACGUCCUAAAUGAUAUAAUUAUAGACCUCUUUUUUAAUAAACAACCGAAUAGACAGGA